GCCUCGCAAGAUGUCCAUGCGCGGCAUGAACUGCCGCUUCGUGCGGAACCAGGCAUUCGCAAAGCGCGGCAUGAAGUGCACACCGGAAGAGAAGGAGGAGCGACUGAAUGCCCAGAAGGAGGCGCAGAAGCGCUUUGACGAGCAGAAGAAGAAGGAGGCUGCUUGA
Messenger RNA from Symbiodinium sp. CCMP2592, 166 nucleotides. The record is from the annotation of a GenBank genome assembly. NCBI's taxonomy places the organism in Eukaryota, Dinophyceae, Suessiales, Symbiodiniaceae.